Oldenlandia corymbosa var. corymbosa is the source of this 1299-nucleotide messenger RNA. Lineage: Eukaryota; Viridiplantae; Streptophyta; Magnoliopsida; Gentianales; Rubiaceae. The record is from the annotation of a GenBank genome assembly.
AUGGAAGAGGUCCGUAAAGAAUUCAAGAAGCUAGGGUUCCAUGGAGGCUAUACUCUUGGCCUUAUGAAUCCUAGGCAUGUUCUCAUUCGAUUUGAAAGGGAAGAGGAUUAUCAAAGAUGCUGGAUUAAAACAUUUUGGAACAUCGCCGGAUUCUCCAUGAGAAUUUUGAAAUGGAGGCCGGGUUUCAAAUUUGAGGAAGAUCCCCCCAUUUUCCCAAUCUGGGUCUCCGUCUUUGAUCUCCCGAUUGCAUUCCUCAAUCCGGAGGUAAUUUUUUCGAUGGCAACCACGAUUGGGAAGCCAUUGAAGGUGGAUGCGCAUACUCUCAACAUGACAAGGCCUUUGGUAGCGCGUUUUUGUGUUGAAGUUGACCUUACAAAAGAGUUCCCAAAAUCUGUGAAGGUGGGAAAGAAAGGCAAGAAGCAUGACCAGAUUUUCACCUACGAACACAUUCCGACUUAUUGCACUAAGUGUAACAAGAUCGGCCACAAGAUUGAUGAUUGUCGGGCUGGCUUCCAAAAGGCUGUUGAUAAGAAGAAAAAGGCUCCGGUGAAGAUUGUUGAUAGAGCCAAAAAGAUGGAUCCCUCGCAUGAAAAUGCCCCAAAGAUGCAGGCGACGUCUGCUUCAAACUCUAGCGUGGAGGAGACAGCCGCGACUAACCCUAGCGCGCAGCCAACGACAAACCCUAACGCGCAAGGUGGGGCUAUGUCGGUUUCAAUUGCUGCUACAGGCCGACCUUCUUCGUCUGGACUUUCUGCCAAGGAGAAGAAGACGAUUCCGGUUGAUGUGCAUGACACUGCAGCAGAAGAUCAGCCCAAAGAGGCUUCCAGCUUACCGGUUUCUCCCUCGCAAACCAAAGAACCAGGUUGCACGCCAAACCCUAGCGCGCAGCCCGUUGCGGAGAAGAAUAGAUUUUCUGUUUUGUCUUCGAUUCAGGAGAUAGAUGAUGAAAUCGGAUCUGACAAAGACUUCAUCGAAUCAGUUUAUGUGGAAGACUCCCCAAAUAAGGAAGUAGAGGAAAUAUGUCGGGUUGAUGAUCAUGUUGAAUCACGUGUUCUAUCGUUGAUGUCCUUGACGGAGACUCCUCAUAUUUUUUCUAACGAUGCUGACAUCGGAUUGCAUGGAGCUGGUUUGGAGAACGAUACGGGAAGCUGGUCUGAGGGUGAGAAGGACGAGGUCCUGGUGCAUGGGGACGUCCGGGGAGAUUUCACGUUUACAAAGAAACGUGGUCGCAAAUCCAAGGAGGAGUGUGCAAGAUCACAGGAGGGUUUGGUGCUGCGGCGAUCAGCCCGCUUAAACUGA